This is a messenger RNA of Empidonax traillii (willow flycatcher), 643 nucleotides long. RefSeq names its product zinc finger protein 3-like. The transcript has a single exon. The annotation marks the transcript as partial. The record is from RefSeq and is a predicted model, not a curated record. NCBI's taxonomy places the organism in Eukaryota, Metazoa, Chordata, Aves, Passeriformes, Tyrannidae.
UGUGGGAAGAGCUUCAGGCAGAGCUCCCACCUCCUCAGGCACCAGCACAUCCACACUGGGGCAUGGCCCUACACGUGUGGGGAAUGUGGGAAGAGCUUCAGGAGCAACUCCAACCUGAUCCGACACCAGCUCAUCCACACUGGGGAACGACCCUACACAUGUAGGGAAUGUGGGAAGAGCUUCAGGGACAGCUCCAACCUCCGCAACCACCAGCUCAUGCACACUGGGGAACAGCCCUACAUGUGCUUGGAAUGUGGGAAGAGCUUCAGGGACAGCUCCACCCUGAUCCGACACCAGCACAUCCACACUGGGGAACGACCCUACAAGUGCUUGCAAUGUGGAAAGAGGUUUAGGACCAGCUCACAUCUCCUCCUGCAUGAGCGGAUACACACAGAUGAGAGGCCCUUCCGCUGCACCGACUGCGGGAAGGGCUUCAAACAGAACUCCAACCUCGUCACCCACCAGCGCAUCCACACCGGGGAGAGGCCCUACAAGUGUGGGGAGUGUGGGAAGAGCUUCACCCACAGCUCUACCUUGACCAGACACCAACGGACCCACCAGUAAGGGAAACCCUAGGAGUGCCCCAACUGCAGGAAGAGCUUCGGCCGCUGCUCCCACCCCGAAUGACCCCCCUGAUGGUGAG